CCUCUAAUAAUAAAAGCCCAAAGUAGGCCUGAAUGUUCAUUCAAACAUAAAGGAGGAGAAUACACACUAGCACCUCCCACGCACGCCUCUAUUGAGCCAACCUUCACUCUGCUCUAAGCUUGAGGACCCGAAGGUAAACUUUGAAAGGACUGCUGAAAAGUUAAUAGUAACUUAUUAUAGUCGUUCAAUAAAAUAAUAGUUCAAAAAUGAACGACAUGAAGUCUGAAUCUGAAGCAGUGGAUUGAAGUCUUCAGUGUGACGCACAACGCGAAAUCCAAAUGGACAGGACGCGCAGGUUCAUUUUGGGAUUAAUAACAGCUGUUGUCCUAUGCAAAUAUUCCCAGGCUGAAUGGAAUACCACAAAAGCACCAGCGAAUAUGACUGUGUCCUGCGGUCACCAUGACAACAGCAGCAACUGCACAGAUUCAAAAGAUGACCACACUUGGGGUGGGCACUUCUCGAAGUGUCCAAAAGAAUACCAGCAUUACUGUAUCCAAGGCGUUUGCCGUUUUGUGAAGGAGCAGAACACUCCUUCAUGCAGAUGUGAAACAGGAUAUAUUGGGACUAGGUGUGAAUAUCUUGAUCUUGGUUUUCAUGUGGGAGAACGAAGAAAAAUAGUCAUCGCAUGUGUGGUCGCAGGAUUGGUCUUUCUGAUUCUGCUCAUCGUCUUCAUAUGUGUCUGUACACAUAAACGAUAUAAACCAUGUAGAAAGAAGAAGAGGAAAAAGGAAACAAGUGAUGAAGAGGCGAAACUCAGUUCACUAAACACACACGAAGCUUCAGCUGCACCAGUUGACACAUCUGACACUAAUGCUGUAUGAAUGAAGUGAUCCUGCCAGGGUUGGUAAUGGCCAGGAAACGUGGACUUGCCGAGUGAUGAUAGCAGUGUUUUACAGCAAUCCUGCGUGUACUUUAAAAGAAUUUGGGAGAUAUGGUAUGCCAGGCAACCUUUGCCAUUCUGUGUGCUACUGUUUACCUCAUUCUUCAUGCCACAAAUGAUUUUCACACUUUGUAAGAAAAAGUGUAGAUGAACUGAACAAAUAUGCCUUCAGAGUGGCUACAAUGACAAAGUGUAUCAUAAUUCAAAUAUAUUAAAAGGUGCCGUGCAAUAUGCUGAAUGCAAACAAAGCCUAUCCAUGUUGGUUUAGAUAUAGGCCUAUUUGUAUUGCAUAUGAAGCACAGAAUAUUGAAAAAAGUUUCUGUAUAAUAAUAAAGUGAAAAUUAAAUAAUAAAUUGUCAUAUUGACAGUUUCAACUGUUUCUGGAAGUAGUUCUCCUGACAUUGACGGACCAAAAUCUACUCUUAACAUUGAUUUAUUUAUUAACAUGUAAAUAGAAAAGGUUUGCUUUCUUUGAUUUUAAAAGAAUAUAUUAAGUACAUUUUGGAGAAAAAUUACCAUGUAUAAUGUAUUUUUGUUUUCUUUAUUGAGCUUUUUUGACAGAGAAGUAUUAGCCAUAAUAAAUAAACAAAUAAUGUUUUGCAAUCAUAUGUUUGGUCAAAAAUAUUUAGUGACAACAAACAUUUUUUUUUUUUUAUGAAAAAUUAGAAUAACUUUAUAUAUUUGUGUUUUGUUAAGUACAGUUUGGAAAGAUUUAAUUUGUUGAUGGUGUAAAGUUAGAUGUAUGUUGCACAUGCUGUUCAGAUUUAUAUUGUAAGUACUUAACGUUUUUGAGAUUUUCUUUAAAUGCAAAGCUGUAUUUACUUUAUACCAUACAAUGUCUUUAUAAAGUAAUUCAUGUGAGUAUUUUUAUUUCUUUAAUGUUAUAUUACACAAGAAAGUUUGAUUUUCAUGGGUUUUAAGAGAUGGAUUUUUGUGAUAUGAAAAUGCUUGCAUUAUGUUCUGUAAACACGGUGAAUAUGGCACAUAAGCUGAUUAUUUUUCACACCAAGGUGGAAAAUGUCCAUGGAAUGUGCAAAGGUGCUUAGUUAGAAUAAACUAUCUACCAACCCUGCUUCCAA
This is a messenger RNA of Megalobrama amblycephala (Wuchang bream), 1959 nucleotides long. It is a transcript of the gene btc, whose product is annotated as betacellulin, epidermal growth factor family member. Lineage: Eukaryota; Metazoa; Chordata; Actinopteri; Cypriniformes; Xenocyprididae. The record is from RefSeq and is a predicted model, not a curated record. The transcript is spliced from 6 exons. Gene Ontology annotation, biological process: positive regulation of mitotic nuclear division; positive regulation of cell population proliferation; epidermal growth factor receptor signaling pathway. The coding region runs from base 279 to 821 and encodes 180 amino acids.